Molecule: messenger RNA, 829 nt
Organism: Camelina sativa (false flax)
Lineage: Eukaryota; Viridiplantae; Streptophyta; Magnoliopsida; Brassicales; Brassicaceae
Source: RefSeq, a predicted model, not a curated record
CAACAUUGAACUUUUCGGCUUGAUUUUUAAAAUAAAGAACAGAUUCUCAUUUGACUCUGAGAAUGAAUAAACUCAAGAUUGUAGGGGAAAAGCAAGAUAAGAUGGUGCAUUUUUACCGUCCGUGUGUAGAGAACACUCGAGCAAUUUGAAAGAAGCUAGUUUCUUUUGGUUGACUGUUGUUGUUGAGCAAAGAUGUGAUGAAAAUCAUAAAACCAUAACUUCAGAACCGGGUCGGGUUGCGUUAUGUUGUCCGGGUUUAGGUCUCAUUUUGUCACAGAACUACAAAACGACAACGUUUGAAGCAACUCUUUAGAAAAAAAAGACUCGGAAGCUCAGAGAGAAGAGAGCAGAGAAGAAGAGAAAGCCAUAAGAAGAAAUGAUGGAGGAAGGUCCACCAGCUCCGAAGAUCCUAAGAAUGGUCUACUUCGUCGGCGCCGGAUUUCUAUGUACUUUCGCGAUCAAUAAAUGGCGUGAGAUGGAGAGAAACGCGAUUCUGAAGCAGGAGGAGCAAAAGAAUCAACAACAAGGCGGUGUAGGUUUAUUGCAUCAAUCGCCUACAGAUUCGAUUCACAAAGCUAUGAAAUGAUCAUCGCUCGUCCUCCUUCUUUUCUUGUGAUUUUGUUUCUUGAUCUUGCGAUUUUGGUACUGUUGUUGACUUUAAAACUUUGGAUCUUUUUCACUCUCCAGUGGAAGAAAGAUUGAAAUUGCCUCUGUGUAUCUUGUUUUUUUUUUUUUUUUUUUUUUAAUGAACCCUAGAAAUCUGAUGGCUAAUACUCAUACACAGUGGUUUUUACUUAGUGCUCAAUGUAAUGAUUGUUAGCUUUUGUUA